Molecule: messenger RNA, 242 nt
Organism: Racocetra fulgida
Lineage: Eukaryota; Fungi; Glomeromycota; Glomeromycetes; Diversisporales; Gigasporaceae
Source: the annotation of a GenBank genome assembly
CCGAAAGUGAAUUGAAUGCACGCUACAUCAUGGUCGAAAUUAGUGAGUUAGUUGAAGAUUCACAAAGAGCUAAGGUAUUUGCUUUAUCAAAUAUUGAGAAUGGCAAAUGGAAUCAAAACGUUCAGGAAGAUGAAAGACAAAACAAUUAUGAGAACAUCUAUGAAAUUCAAGAAGAUAGCUCAGAUAGUCAAGCCAAAAAUGACGAAAAUGAAAAACUACUAUAUCUAGUUACUUUAGAAAUG